This is a messenger RNA of Cataglyphis hispanica, 1677 nucleotides long. RefSeq names its product peptidyl-prolyl cis-trans isomerase H. Gene Ontology annotation, molecular function: peptidyl-prolyl cis-trans isomerase activity. Bases 928 to 1482 code for a protein of 184 amino acids. Gene Ontology annotation, cellular component: intracellular membrane-bounded organelle. The record is from RefSeq and is a predicted model, not a curated record. The transcript has 2 exons. Gene Ontology annotation, biological process: protein peptidyl-prolyl isomerization; protein folding. NCBI's taxonomy places the organism in Eukaryota, Metazoa, Arthropoda, Insecta, Hymenoptera, Formicidae.
UUAAAAAAUAAGCAUUUUUGUAUAAAAUAAUUUCAAAUAUGUGUAUGUAUAUGUGAUAAAAUGUAUAAGUAAUUUGUUGAACUACAUUUUGGCUACGUUCCAUUUGGCGAUUGCAACGUUCCUGAAAGUAUAUCCUUGUUAUUCACUGAAAGUUAAACAAAGACAGAUGAUACUCGCGAGUAUUGCGAUCGCCAAGUGAAACGUAGUCAAAGAUUUUAUAGCAAAAGAAGAAAUCGACGUGUUUAGCGCCAUGUUGCUGCCUUUUUUCGUACGAUUUUUGAACGAUUGAUCGAUUUUUCUAUGCAUAUAUCACUUUGUUUGACGCAAUUAUUUAAAUUCAUUUAAAACAAAUAUUUAAUAAGAGAAAAAUAGAAAGGAGAGAAACAAAGAUUAUGACUGGAACAAACAGAUCUUUCGAGCAUUUUUGAAAGAAAUAUGGUAUAUACGUUGUAAGAAAAAAAGAAUCACGCGCAAUCACGUGUUCUCGCCGGUAAUAAACAACGGUGUAUAGUUUGUCGUGAACAGUUGUUCACUUUGAUCACGUUGUUUAAAUUUGAAAUUUCUGAGUGAGUGUUUACUUAUCGUCCCGAAUCUUGCUACAGUAAUACUGGAGGAUAUUGCAAGGAAAGAGCCGAAUCUUAUCGCCGUUUCAGAUUAUUGUCAGGUUCCUCACCAAGUAAGGUAACAUUUGUUAAAACCAGUGAUAGAUUGUUUUCUGCGCGAAUUACACGCUGCAAGGUUGAUUUCCAAGAGAAAUCUAACCUGUGAUCGCACGUGAUCUCUUUGAGGUUAUAUUUUUUUACGUGAAUAUUUCACGAAUUGGAUAGACUAUUUCUAUUUGACGCAUUCCAGACUGGAUUAAAUAUCUUAAAAUUGUCGUGAGUGACAAUUGUAAUAAGCAUUGUAGAAAGGAACAUUGUAAGCAGUAUGCCUACGUGGAACCAGAUUCAGGCUCAGCUGCGAAAUCCCAACAAUCCGGUUGUUUUCUUCGACGUAUCAGUAGGCACCACAGAGAUUGGUCGUAUGAUCUUCGAGCUGUUCGAGGAUGUGUGCCCGAAGACAUCAGAGAAUUUCCGGCAAUUCUGCACUGGUGAAUACAGGAAAGAUGGUGUUCCGCUGGGUUUUAAAGGUGCCAUCUUCCACAGAGUGAUCAAAGAUUUUAUGAUACAAGGCGGCGAUUUCGUCAACGGUGAUGGUACUGGAGUGUUGAGUAUCUACAGCGGUGGAACAUUCCCAGACGAGAACUUCACUCUGAAGCAUGACUCACCUGGUCUAUUGUCUAUGGCCAAUAGCGGCAAGGAUACCAAUGGCUGCCAGUUUUUUAUUACAUGUGCCAAGUGCAACUUUUUGGAUGGCAAGCACGUUGUCUUUGGCAGAGUGAUUGAUGGUUUGCUCGUCAUGAGAAAAGUGGAAAAUGUUCCUACUGGACCAAAUAAUAAGCCAAAAAUUCCAGUUACGAUAUCUCAGUGUGGACAAAUGUAGUAGUAACAUAUUACUUAUUUAUAUUUGUAUAAACUUUCUCUUACAUUAUUGAUAUAAUUGUAUGGGCUUGUCCUUUAAAAAAAAGAGAAACAUAAAAAUAAAAUUUUUAUUUUAUAUAAAAUUAUUGUUAUGUAUUGGUAUGUAUGGUUAUUGGAAUUAUAUACAAAGAUGUAAUUUCUUUAUUUGUUUGAUGCA